This is a messenger RNA of Nannospalax galili (Upper Galilee mountains blind mole rat), 2430 nucleotides long. Its product is annotated as ATP-binding cassette sub-family G member 2. Gene Ontology annotation, molecular function: ATP binding; ABC-type transporter activity; ATP hydrolysis activity. The transcript is spliced from 17 exons. The coding region runs from base 200 to 2152 and encodes 650 amino acids. The record is from RefSeq and is a predicted model, not a curated record. Lineage: Eukaryota; Metazoa; Chordata; Mammalia; Rodentia; Spalacidae. Gene Ontology annotation, cellular component: plasma membrane.
GGAAGUCCCUGCUGAGCUAGAGCUGCUCUGGCUCUUUAGGGAGGUCGGAAGAGGCGCCUGCGGGAGUGCUGGGCACAGGAAAGAGCAACCUGGACCCUCCCUCACCGACGACUCUGGCCCUGGGGAGUGUGGCAUUUGUCCCAGAAGUUCCAACUCAGGGAAUCUAUUCUAAGGAAAUAGAAAAGCAGAAACUCUCCAGAUGUCUUCAAAUGAUGACCAGAUUGUUAUCCAGAUAUCACAAAGAAACGCCAGUGGCCUUUCCAGAAUAAAUGCUAGUGAACCAAAGACAUUUGCUGAAAAGCCUAAGAUAGUUUUUCGUAACAUCAGCUAUCAAGAAACAGUGAAGCGUGGCUUCCUGCUUCAUAGAAAAACCGUGGAGAAAGAAAUGUUAUCCAAUAUCAAUGGAAUCAUGGAACCUGGCCUCAAUGCCAUUAUGGGACCCCCAGAUGGAGGCAGAUCUUUGUUGUUAGAUAUCUUAGCUUUAAGGAAAGAUCCAAGUGGAUUGUCUGGAGAUGUCUUGAUAAAUGGAGCACCUCCACCUGCCAAUUUCAAUUCUAUUUCAUGUUAUGUGGUACAAGAUGAUGCUGUGAUGCACACGCUGACAGUGAGAGAAAAUUUACAGUUCUCAGCAGCUCUUCGUCUUCCAACAACUAUGACGAAUCUUGAAAGAUAUGAGCGGGUUAACAGAGUCAUUGAAGAGUUACAGCUGGAAGACCUGGCAGAGUCCAAGGUUACAGCUGCAGGAGAAACAAAAAGGACCAGAAUAGCAAUGGAGUUGAUCACCGAUCCUUCCAUCUUGUUCCUGAAGGAGCCCACAACUGGUUUAGACUCAAGCACAGUACAUACUAUCUUUUUACAACUGAAAUGGAUAUCCGAAAAGAAUCGAACAAUCAUCUUCUCCAUUCAUCAGCCUCCAUAUUCCAUCUUCAAGUGGUUCACUAGCCUCACCUUACUUGCCUCUGGAAAACUCAUGUUUCAUGGGCCUGCAAAGGAUGCUGAGGGGUACUUUAAAUCAGCAGGUUAUCACUGUGAGGACCACCACAACCCUGCAGACUUCUUCCUGGAUGUCAUUAAUGGAGAUAUCUCUGCUGAGACAUUAAUUAGAGAAAAUGAGGACCAUGAAGCCAAUGGUCAUGAAGAAUUUUUCAUGAGAAAUAAACAAGUCACAGAAACAUUAGCUGAGCUUUAUACGAAAUCCUCCUUCUUCAGAGUCACGAAGGAUGAAUUAGAUCAACUCCCAAGGGAACAGAAGGUGAAAAGGAGUUCAGCCUUUAAGAGGACACUGUGCGCCACCUCCUUCUGGCAUCAGCUCAGGUGGAUUGCCUGGCGUGCAUUCAAAAACUUGCUGGGUUAUCCCAGGAUCACCAUAACUCAGGUAAUUACUCUGUUUAUAGUGGGGCUCCUUGCAGGCGCCAUUUUCCUUGGGCUGAAAAAUGAUUGCACUGAAGUGCAUAAUAGAGCCUCUAUACUCCUAGUGCUGACAGUCUACCAGUGCUUUGGCAGUGUAUCUGCUGGGGAGCUCUUUGUCCUUGAGAAGAAUCUUUUCAUACAUGAAUAUGUCAGUGGAUACUAUGGAGUGACAUCAUAUUUUUUUGGAAAACUUUUAGCUGAUUUACUACCCAGGAGGUUCUUGCCAAGUGUCGUAUUUACUUGUACACUAUAUUUCAUGUUAGGAUUGAAACCAGGGCUGGAAGCUUUCCUCAUUGUAUUUUUUACUAUUAUGAUGGUGACAUACACUGCCAGUUCUAUGGCUCUGGCUAUAGCAAUAAGUCAGAGGCUGGACUACAUGACACACUUUCUCAUGAACAUCUAUAUUGCAUUCAUGGUGAUCUUUUUGGCUACAGCAUUUUAUUUUGAAACAACUGCGCCCAGACUUUCGUGGCUUCAGUACUUCAGCAUCCCUCAUUAUGGCUUCAUGGCUUUGCAGUAUAAUGAAUUUUUAGGACAAAACUACUGUCCAGGAUUCAAUACAAAAGAAAGCAGUGUCUGUCCCAACUAUGUAAUGUGCACUGGCGAUGAAUUCCUGGCCCUUCAGGGUAUUGAUGCCUCACCUUGGAACUUGUGGAAGAAUCAUGUGGGUUUGGCUGUUUUGAUGAGUAUCUUCCUUGUAAUUACCUAUCUAAAAUUAUUUUUUCUUAAAAAGUAUUCCUAAAUUCAUUUUCAGUUUAUUCUGAAUUACUCUCAUAUUAAAAACUCAUUGAUUUUUUUUAAGCAUCCACUGAGAAUUUUAUACUGGCAUAUAUGCAUUACACAGUGAUGGGACAAACACAUUUUCGUUCAAGUAUGCAAUAUGCUCUGACCAAAUCUUUUCCUUUCUCCUCCACUCCCUCCCUUCCUUUUCACAGCCAGUCCAGCUUUUCAGGUCAUAUAUAUGUUUUUGGACUUUUGAAAGAUCACUUUGAUACUCUGAUAGAAGGUUUUAAGUUCUUA